CUGAACACUAACCUUAUAAAAUAGCAGAAGAAGACGACAUAUUGGACUGGAAAAGCAACGAACUGACACUGGGAUUUAUGCGCGUGGCCGAAUUCAACCGCAGUUUUUCAGAACUACACGUGAAACUGCUUAUGUGAUUCCUCUAGAAGUGAUGUCUCUGUAUCACUGAAGUGCAGGAAACUUGUGAAACAUGUCGUUGUUUCGUAAGCCGAAAAGGAUUCAAAGGCGCGUAUUUUGCGUUGAUGAUGAUGAUGAUGGUGAACCUGAGCCGCCACCACCGCCGGUCAUCAGUCACGCUAAGAAGGAGAACAAACCGGUCAAGAGCACUCCACUUCUAAGUUUUGCUGAUGAAGAGGAAGAUGGUGAAGUGUUUAUUGUGAAGAAGUCAUCACAAAGCAAGAGACUGGCCAAGCGUCGCGACCGGGAGAAACGACGCGCCAAUGAUAGUGAUAUUAACAAAUAUGACAACCACAGCAACAACGAGGAAAAGGAUUCACCGAUCAGCGCCGAUAAACAAGAAAAAACAAAAAAGAAGAAAGCUAGUUUGGAAGGACUAAUACUGUCUGGGAGGGAAGCGCUGGCGGCCGACGGGUCGGGCGAUGUGUCGGGCAGCGAGGAGGAGGCGGAGGAGCCGGAGGAGGAUAACAGGGGGUUCCACCGGUACCGCGCCGAGACCGUGCGCGCGGCGCUGGCCGUGGCGCCCGGCCACAUCCCCGACGCGGCGCUCAUCCACGCGGCGCGCAAGACGAGACAGCAGGCGCGCGAGUGCGGGGACGUGAUCCCCUUGGCGUCGGAGGCGGCGCCGGGCUCGCGGCUGCAGCGCGACGACGGCUCGGGCGACGACGAGGAGGGCCGCCUGCUCGUGCGCGGCCUCGACCUGCCCAGCGACAAGCCCAAGCGUGGGACGACGGCGGCGUCGGCGGACUCUGAGCUGGACAGCGAGGGCGAGGAGUGGGCGGCGCAGCAGCUCAACAAGGCGCGCGGCGCGCUCGCCGACGGACCGGACGGCACGGAGGCGGGGCUGAACCCGUUCGCGGUGGCGCCGCCGCCGCCGCCGCGGCUGCAGGAGGCGCACCUGCGGCCGCUGGCCGCGCCCGCGCAGCCGCCGCCCGCCACGCCGCAGGCGCUACUCGACGCGCUCACUGACAGGUUGCACGAAUUAGAGGCGGACCGGUCUUCGACCCUGGCAAAGAAGGAGUCGUGGUCGGCGCGGCUGGAGGCGGCGGCGGCGACGCGCUCGGCGUGCGGCGCGCGCACCGGCGCGCUGGACGCGGCCUACCGCCGCGCGCAGGCCGCCCGGGGCUUCCUCACCGACCUCAUCGAGUGCCUCGAUGAAAAGUUGCCGCUGCUGGAGGCGCUCGAGGCGCGCGCGCUGGCGCUGCACCGGCGCCGCUGCGAGUUCCUCACGGAGCGGCGCCGCGCCGACGUGCAGGACCAGGCGCUCGACACCCUGGCGCCCGGUCGCGCGGGCGCGCUGAAGCCGGCGGACUCGGAGGAGAAGAUCCGUCGCACGGCGGAGCGCGAGGGGCGGCGGCGCGCGCGGCGGCUCAAGCGCGAGGCGGCGGCGGCGGCCGGCGCGCCGUCGCCGCGCUCGCACCGCGACGGCGACUCCAGCGACGACGACCUGCCGCCCAGCGAGGAACACUACUACCGCCAGGAGAAAGAGAGUAUCCGCGCGGCGGCGGCGGCGGUGUUCGCGGACGCGCUGCCGGCGUGGCGCAGCGCGCGCGGCGUGUGCGCGCGGCUGGCGCGGUGGCGGCGCCGCGACCCCACGCUCUACGCCGACGCCUACGUGGCCGACUGCCUGCCCAAGCUGAUCGCUCCCUACGUCAGGCAUCAGCUUAUUCUUUGGAACCCACUCGCAGAUGAGGACAAUGAAGACUAUGAAAGGAUGGAUUGGUACAAAUGGUUAAUGAUGUACGGAGUUCGGAACGAGAAGCUGUCGAGCGAGUCGGAGCAGUCAAGCGAGGAGGAGAGCGUCGGCGGCGGCGGCGUGAGCGAGGACGGCGUGCGCGCCGACCCCGACCUGAUGCUCGUGCCCGCCGUCGUCUGCGGGGUCGUGCUGCCCAAGCUCGCAGAGCUGGUUGACGCCGCAUGGGACCCCGUGUGCGUGCGCGCGUGCGUGCGCCUGCGGCAGCUGAUGGUGCGCGCGUGCGCGGUGCCCGGCGCCGCGGCCGCCAUGGCCCGCGUGGCGGCGGCGGCGCGCGCGCGCCUGCAGCGGGCGCUCAACGGCGACGUGUUCCUGCCGCCGCUGCCCACCAACCAGGCUCUUGACGGCGCGAGCGGUGCAUUCUGGCGGCGCUGCCUGGGUGCGGGCGUACGGUUGCUGCGCGCCGCGCUGGCACUCACGUCGCCACCGCCGCUGCUGCGCGCCGAUGACGUCGCGCUCUCCCUCAUAGAGACGCUGAGUACAGCAGCGGGCGCGUCCGCCGGGCCGGCGGCGGCGGCGGCGGCCGCGGCGCUGGCGGAGACGCUGCCGCGCGGCACGGGCGAGCUGCGCGCGCGCGCGCUGCGCCGCCUCGCGCGCCUCGCCGCGCUCGCCAUCGACCGCCUCGACCAAGCCAACCCGCUCCACAUGAAAGCUGUAGAACAAGCCAAAGCAGUGAUAGCAGAGGCCAAGACGUCAGAGUGACGGCGAUCGCGCGCGGCCACGGGCGGCGCCGGCUCGGGCUCCACCUACCAGGCAUGCGGACCAAGUCGACAUGCUUUAACACGAACGAUCCAAUCAGUUGUAGGUAUAAAUGUGACGUUUUAAACGGAAUGUCUCCGAGACAUCUCAUUUUAAUCUCAAAUCGUGCGG
This is a messenger RNA of Cydia amplana, 2800 nucleotides long. RefSeq names its product PAX3- and PAX7-binding protein 1. Lineage: Eukaryota; Metazoa; Arthropoda; Insecta; Lepidoptera; Tortricidae. The coding region runs from base 191 to 2632 and encodes 813 amino acids. The transcript has 16 exons. Gene Ontology annotation, molecular function: DNA binding. Gene Ontology annotation, cellular component: nucleus. The record is from RefSeq and is a predicted model, not a curated record. Gene Ontology annotation, biological process: mRNA splicing, via spliceosome.